AUCAUGAUGGCUGAAGUACAGAAAAGAUAUGCUUUGCUACUAGCAGCAAAUGAUUCUGAGUAUGUGAAGGAAGUGUAUGGUGGCUAUUUCAAUGUUUUUGUUGCGGCUUUUGGGGAAGAAGGAGAGAGGUGGGACUUGUUUAGGGUUGUUGAAGGAGAGUUUCCGGACAUGAAUGAGCUCCAAAACUAUGAUGGCUUUGUGGUCAGUGGUAGCCCUUUCGAUGCUUAUGGCAAUGACCCUUGGGUUCUCAAGCUUUGCUUUCUUUUGCAAACCCUAGACUCCAUGCAUAAGAAAGUCCUUGGUAUUUGCUUUGGACACCAGGUUUUGUGCAGAUCGUUGGGUGGAAAAGUUGGGAAGGCAAACAGUGGUUGGGAUAUUGGACUAAGAAAAGUGAAAAUUGUGAAAGAUUUCUCUCCAUGCGGUUUCCUAAAAGGGUCGGAUGAAAUCCCAGCAGCCCUUUCAAUCAUUGAAUGCCACCAAGAUGAGGUAUGGGAGGUUCCCGUUGGUGCUGAAGUGAUUGCAUAUUCAGAUAAAACGGGAGUGGAGAUGUACACUAUUGGAGACCACAUUCUAGGAAUCCAAGGUCAUCCGGAGUACACCAAAGACAUUCUUAACAAUCUCAUCGAUCGUCUUCUCACAAACAAAUCUAUAGAGAAAAGUUUUGCUGAAGACGCCAAGUCAAAAUUGCAGAUUGCUGAACCAGAUAGGAAGUGUUGGGAAAAUUUUUGCAAAGGCUUCCUCAAGGGGUAGAUGGAAUUAACAAGCGAGCAAGCUAAUUUAUUGCAUAUAUAACCAAACUUUCGUUACGAUCAAUCUUUUUAUUAAUUUACUUUUAGAAUAACCAACUUGGUUAUAAAGUAUUUACAGAAAAAAAUAACUUUUAAUUUACCUGGAAAGGAACUUGUUUAUAUAGCAUAAACAAGUCCCAUACAAUAUUGUAUGCUCUUUGAUCUGAUAAUGAAAAAAUAAAUAUUGAAAAUAACAUUGCUUCUACAUUAGUAUAUCAUGUGUGUCCCUUACAUGCAACUUGUUUGGAUAAUUUGUAUUUUAUUGCUCUGACUAUCUCUAUGGGUAUGUAAUUCUGUUUUAUAUAUAUAUAAGAAAUUGAAAUUCACUUUUCAGACAAAAAGAAAAAAAAACUUGUUUGGAUAAUUGGCAUUGUUUCCGGACUGCAUGAAUCAGGAUAAGGUUUUCCAAUAUUGUUAGGAUAAUAUGCGAAAACAUGGUCUGAAAGGGAGGGCCA
Messenger RNA from Cornus florida, 1243 nucleotides. RefSeq names its product gamma-glutamyl peptidase 5-like. The transcript has 3 exons. Gene Ontology annotation, cellular component: cytosol. The record is from RefSeq and is a predicted model, not a curated record. The coding region runs from base 4 to 750 and encodes 248 amino acids. Lineage: Eukaryota; Viridiplantae; Streptophyta; Magnoliopsida; Cornales; Cornaceae.